Molecule: messenger RNA, 1859 nt
Organism: Pongo pygmaeus (Bornean orangutan)
Lineage: Eukaryota; Metazoa; Chordata; Mammalia; Primates; Hominidae
Gene: JKAMP
Product: JNK1/MAPK8 associated membrane protein
Exons: 7
Coding region: 288-1223 (311 amino acids)
Biological process (GO): response to unfolded protein; ERAD pathway
Cellular component (GO): membrane
Molecular function (GO): ubiquitin protein ligase binding
Source: RefSeq, a predicted model, not a curated record
CGCGCUCUCCAUGGUCUGCGUCGGGGGACACGAGUACUAUCCCGCAGCUAUAACCUCAAGCCUGACCCCUACCCACUGACUCCGCGCGACGAGGGCGGGACGCGAACCAGCCCCGUCCGGGGGGGGCGGGGUCUCGGAGCCUAAACCCGGAAGCAGGGGAGGAACUUCGGAGCGGUCUCCCGGGUUACCGGGAGGCGGAGCCGCCGAGCCCGCUGUGGCCCGGAUGUUCGGUGCAGCUGCCAGAUCUGCUGAUCUAGUGCUUCUCGAAAAAAACCUUCAGGCGGCCCAUGGCUGUCGAUAUUCAACCAGCAUGCCUUGGACUUUAUUGUGGGAAGACCCUAUUAUUUAAAAAUGGCUCAACUGAAAUAUAUGGAGAAUGUGGGGUAUGCCCAAGAGGACAGAGAACGAAUGCACAGAAAUAUUGUCAGCCUUGCACAGAAUCUCCUGAACUUUAUGAUUGGCUCUAUCUUGGAUUUAUGGCAAUGCUUCCUCUGGUUUUACAUUGGUUCUUCAUUGAAUGGUACUCGGGGAAAAAGAGUUCCAGCGCACUUUUCCAACACAUCACUGCAUUAUUUGAAUGCAGCAUGGCAGCUAUUAUCACCUUACUUGUGAGUGAUCCAGUUGGUGUUCUUUAUAUUCGUUCAUGUCGAGUAUUGAUGCUUUCUGACUGGUACACGAUGCUUUACAACCCAAGUCCAGAUUACGUUACCACAGUGCACUGUACUCAUGAAGCCGUCUACCCACUAUAUACCAUUGUAUUUAUCUAUUAUGCAUUCUGCUUGGUAUUAAUGAUGCUGCUCCGACCUCUUCUGGUGAAGAAGAUUGCAUGUGGGUUAGGGAAAUCUGAUCGAUUUAAAAGUAUUUAUGCUGCACUUUACUUCUUCCCAAUUUUAACCGUGCUUCAGGCAGUUGGUGGAGGCCUUUUAUAUUAUGCCUUCCCAUACAUUAUAUUAGUGUUAUCUUUGGUUACUCUGGCUGUGUACAUGUCCGCUUCUGAAAUAGAGAACUGCUAUGAUCUUCUGGUCAGAAAGAAAAGACUUAUUGUUCUCUUCAGCCACUGGUUACUUCAUGCCUAUGGAAUAAUCUCCAUUUCCAGAGUGGAUAAACUUGAGCAAGAUUUGCCCCUUUUGGCUUUGGUACCUACACCAGCUCUUUUUUACUUGUUCACUGCAAAAUUUACUGAACCUUCACGGAUACUCUCAGAAGGAGCCAAUGGACACUGAGUGUAGACAUGUGAAAUGCCAAAAACCUGAGAAGUGCUCCUAAUAAAAAAGUAAAUCAAUCUUAACAAUGUAUGAGAACUAUUCUGUCAUAUAUGGGAACAAGAUUGUAAGUAUAUCUUAAUGUUUGGGUUUGUCUUUGUUUUGUUUAUGGUUAGACUUACAGACUUGGAAAAUGCAAAACUCCGUAAUACUCUGUUACACAGGGUAAUAUUAUCUGCUGUACUGGAAGGCUGCUAGGAAGCCCUUGCUUCUCUCAACAGUUCAGCUGUUCUUUAGGCAAAAUCAUGUUUCUGUGUACCUAGCAAUGUGUUCACAUUUUAUUAAGAAAAAAUUUAACCCGUGUAAUCUGCAAUCCUUAACAGUGGCAUAAUUGUACGUACCUGUUGUGUUUCAGUUUGUUUUUCACCUGUAAUGAACUGUAAAGACAUACAUACUUGUGGGGUCUGAUAGCAAACAUAGAAAUGAUGUAUAUUGUUUUUUGUUAUCUAUUUAUUUUCACCAAUACAGUAUUUUGAUGUAUUGCAAAAAUAGAUAAUAAUUUAUAUAACAGGUUUUCUGUUUAUAGAUUGCUUCAAGAUUUGUUUGGAUUAUUGUUCCUGUAAAGAAAACAAUAAUAAAAAGCUUAACUACAUAAAA